Molecule: messenger RNA, 393 nt
Organism: Saccoglossus kowalevskii
Lineage: Eukaryota; Metazoa; Hemichordata; Enteropneusta; Harrimaniidae
Source: RefSeq, a predicted model, not a curated record
AUGGCAAAAACUCGUGUGAAGCCAAUUAAGCCUACAAUGACAUUACCGGGUCUAGAAAUCAUGGCAGCAACUAUUGCUACCCGUUUGGCAAAAUUUGCGUUGAAUGCAUUGACCAAAGUAAAUAUUGUCAAAUGUGUGCUAUGGUCAGAUAGCCAAAUAGCAUUAUAUUGGAUUAAAAGUGACAAGAAGUUGCCUGUGUUUGUUACAAACAGAGCACGUGAAAUACGCGACGGACCGUUCAAUGAAAUUAAAUACUAUCCCACCGCUGACAAUCCCGAUGACCUACUAACGCGAGGAAUUACGGCGACGGGUCUCAGCUGCUCUACGCUUUGGUGGGAAGGCCCAAACUGGUUAAAAAGGGUAAAUGGCCACAAUGUGAAAACGCCGUACUGA